AAAACAUCGGUCUGCAGUCUAGAAAUUUUGAAUGCAUAAACUUAUGGCCUUGGUGAUUUGAUGUCCCUAACGGAAUGGCUUCGAGUUUUGCCCCACCGAAGCUCGCCGACUUCAUUCUUACUGAGAAACUGGGGAGCGGGACCUAUGCUACGGUUUACAAAGCCUACAGGAAGGGUGAUAACCGGGAGGCAGUGGCAGUAAAGGUCGUGAGCAAGAAGAGUUUGAAUAAAGCCGCCGUGGAGAACCUGCUGACGGAGAUUGAGAUCCUGAAAACUGUUCGACACCCUCAUAUUGUGCAGUUGAAGGACUUCCAGUGGGACAAUGACAACAUUUAUUUGAUUCUGGAGUGGUGCUCUGGCGGUGACCUGUCGCGUUUCAUUCGCAGUCGUCGAAUCCUCCCGGAGAGAGUCGCUCGCCGUUUCCUUCAGCAGAUAGCCUGUGCCCUUCAGUUUCUACACGAACGAAACAUUUCCCAUUUGGAUCUGAAACCCCAGAACAUUCUGCUCAGUGGGAAUGGGCUCAAACUGGCAGACUUUGGUUUUGCCCAGUACAUGUCACCCUGGGAUGAGCAGAGUGUUUUGCGGGGCUCUCCCCUCUACAUGGCCCCAGAGAUGGUCUGCCGAAAGCAGUACGACGCCCGCGUGGACCUCUGGUCCGUGGGAGUCAUUCUUUACGAGGCACUGUUUGGCAGAGCUCCCUUUGCCUCGCGCUCAUUUGCUGAGCUGGAGGAGAAAAUCCGCAGUAAUAAACCCAUCGAGUUGCCUGCAGGUGCCAGAGUGUCAAGGAACUGCCGGGAUCUGCUUCUGCGACUGCUGGUCAGGGAUCCGGACACCCGGAUCACUUUUGACGAGUUUUUUACUCACCCGUUUGUGGACCUCGAGCACAUGCCGAGUGCGGAGAGCCUUGGAAAAGCGGUGAGUCUGGUUCUGCGGGCUGUAGAGAAGGACCAGGCCGGUGAACGGUCGAUGGCCCUGUCUCUCUACUGCAGUGCACUGGAGCAUUUUGUCCCUGCCAUUCACUAUGAGACAGACAGACAGAGGAAGGAAGCCCUCAGAAAGAAGGUGAGUGAGUAUGUGUCACGGGCAGAGGAACUCAAAGCUCUGGUGCAUUCAGACAACAGACACAGCUUUGAGGAAGCCAAGUCAGCCAGGGACAUUCUCACAGAAAUGUCCAGGGACCAGCCACGGCUGCUCUCUGCGCUGGAGUUAGCUGCGGCUGCGGUAACGCGGGAGGAGUGUGGCAUGGAGGACUAUGAAACACUGGAUCUCUACCAACAGAGUCUUGGUGAGCUGCUACUGGCCCUGGCAGCCGAACCCCAGGGUCGCAGGAGGGAGCUGCUUCACAGUGAGAUUAAGAGUCUCAUGACCAGAGCCGAAUACCUCAAAGAGCAGAUCAAGAUGCGGGAAGCCCAAACGGAUGUUUCGCUGGACAGAGACCUGGCAUCUGAGUCUGUGCGUUCGUCCUGCUGUGUGCAGUAAGGGCCGGGCCGUUGCCACGGGGACACCGACAGGCCUCAGGAACGUGGUGUCGGACCUCGUUUUGAACCGUCUGACGGGUCGACGGCCGCGGUUCCCGUCACGAAUGAGCAUCCUCUGCAUCCUGAACACCAAGCCCUCUCAGUAUAGCAUUAUCACUGAUCUCAGAUCAGCCAACAGCCCCCGGCAGCACAGUCCAUGUCUGCCUGCUUUACACUACAGCAGCUUCAGUAAA
Messenger RNA from Chanos chanos (milkfish), 1710 nucleotides. RefSeq names its product unc-51 like kinase 3 (gene ulk3). Gene Ontology annotation, biological process: autophagy of mitochondrion; regulation of autophagy; autophagosome assembly. Gene Ontology annotation, molecular function: ATP binding; protein serine/threonine kinase activity. The coding region runs from base 75 to 1478 and encodes 467 amino acids. Gene Ontology annotation, cellular component: phagophore assembly site; autophagosome; phagophore assembly site membrane. The transcript is spliced from 17 exons. Lineage: Eukaryota; Metazoa; Chordata; Actinopteri; Gonorynchiformes; Chanidae. The record is from RefSeq and is a predicted model, not a curated record.